Opisthocomus hoazin is the source of this 784-nucleotide messenger RNA. NCBI's taxonomy places the organism in Eukaryota, Metazoa, Chordata, Aves, Opisthocomiformes, Opisthocomidae. The record is from RefSeq and is a predicted model, not a curated record.
AAAAAUGAGUGGUGGAUUGGCACCAAGCAAAAGCACGGUGUAUGUGUCCAAUUUACCCUUUGCUUUGACAAACAACGAUCUAUACAGGAUAUUUUCAAAGUAUGGCAAAGUUGUCAAAGUUACUAUUAUGAAAGACAAAGACACCAGGAAGAGCAAAGGAGUUGCCUUUAUUUUGUUUUUGGAUAAAGAAUCUGCACAAAACUGUUCUCGGGCACUUAAUAACAAACAGUUGUUUGGAAGAGUAAUAAAAGCAAGUAUUGCCAUUGAUAAUGGAAGAGCAGCAGAAUUCAUUCGCAGGCGUAACUACUUUGAUAAGUCUAAGUGUUACGAAUGUGGGGAAGCAGGACACUUAAGUUAUGCUUGUCCUAAAAAUAUGCUAGGAGAGCGGGAGCCACCAAAAAAAAAAGAAAAGAAGAAGAGAAAGAAAAUGAUUGAGCCAGAAGAAAUUGAGGAGGAAGAAGAAAGUGAAGAGGAAGGAGAAGACCCUGCUCUAGAUAGCCUUAGCCAGGCCAUAGCUGUUCAGCAAGCCAAAAUUGAGGAAGAGCAACAAAGGUGGACACAGACUGCAGGGGAAUCUUCAAUUUCAGAUGAUUCGAAACGUCCACGGAUUAAGAAAAGUGCUUAUUUCAGUGACGAGGAAGAACUUAGUGAUUGAAAUAAUAGUUUUCUAUGCAUAUAUAAUAUAUAUAGUGUACAUUUUGUAAAGUGCUACAAAGUUAUCAGUAAUACAGGUUUGUCUUUGUGUUGAAGACACUUACGGAAAAUCAUGUGGUAGUUCUACUCU